Molecule: messenger RNA, 8661 nt
Organism: Capra hircus (goat)
Lineage: Eukaryota; Metazoa; Chordata; Mammalia; Artiodactyla; Bovidae
Gene: ATRN
Product: attractin
Exons: 29
Coding region: 111-4358 (1415 amino acids)
Cellular component (GO): Golgi apparatus
Molecular function (GO): protein binding
Source: RefSeq, a predicted model, not a curated record
AGUCCCGCCCCGCACGGCCAGGCGAAGCUGAGCCGGCCGUGCGGUGUGCGUGUGCGUGUGUGUGUGUGUAGGUAUAUGUGUUCACGGGACACUGUCUCAGCCCGGGGAAGAUGGUGGCGGCGGCGACUGAGGCGAGGGUGAGGAGGACCGUGGUGACACCAGCGCCCACGAGCAGGAACGGCAGGCGGUGUCGGGACUGGGACGCGACUAGAGCUGGAAGGCCGGGGCUGCGGACCGGGCUGCGCCUCCCACGGCGGCGGCGGCGCCUGCUGCUGCUGCUGCUCCCGCCGCUGCUGCUACUUCCCUGGGCGGCUGAGGCCGCGGCGGCAGCGGCGGCGGUGUCGGGCUCAGCCGCAGCCGAGGCCAAGGAAUGUGACCGGCCCUGUGUCAACGGCGGCCGCUGCAACCCUGGCACCGGCCAGUGUGUCUGCCCCGCCGGCUGGGUGGGCGAGCAAUGCCAGCACUGCGGGGGCCGCUUCAGACUAACUGGAUCUUCUGGAUUUAUAACAGAUGGACCUGGAAAUUAUAAAUAUAAAACAAAAUGCACAUGGCUCAUUGAAGGACAGCCAAAUAGAAUAAUGAGACUUCGUUUUAAUCAUUUUGCUACAGAGUGUAGUUGGGACCAUUUAUAUGUUUAUGACGGGGACUCAAUUUAUGCACCCCUAGUUGCUGCCUUUAGCGGCCUCAUUGUUCCUGAGAGAGACGGCAAUGAGACUGUCCCAGAGGUUGUGGCCACAUCAGGUUAUGCCCUGCUGCAUUUUUUUAGUGAUGCUGCUUAUAACUUGACUGGAUUUAAUAUCACUUACAAUUUUGACAUGUGUCCGAAUAAUUGCUCAGGCCGAGGAGAAUGUAAGAUCAGUAAUAGCAGCAACACUGUUCAAUGUGAAUGUUCUGAAAACUGGAAAGGUGAAGCAUGUGACAUUCCUCACUGUGUGAAUAACUGUGGUUUUCCUCAUCGAGGCAUCUGCAAUUCAAGUGAUGUCAGAGGAUGCUCCUGCUUCUCAGAGUGGCAGGGUCCUGGAUGUUCAGUUCCUGUACCAGCUAAUCAGUCAUUUUGGACACGAGAGGAAUAUUCUGACCUAAAGCUCCCCAGAGCCUCUCACAAAGCUGUGGUCAAUGGAAAUACAAUGUGGGUUGUUGGCGGAUAUAUGUUCAACCACUCAGAUUACAACAUGGUUCUAGCGUAUGACCUUGCUUCUAGGGAGUGGCUUGCACUGAACCGUUCUGUGAACAGUGUGGUUGUUAGAUAUGGCCAUUCUCUAGCAUUAUACCAGGAUAAAAUUUACAUGUAUGGAGGAAAAAUUGAUUCAACAGGGAAUGUGACCAAUGAGUUGAGAGUGUUUCAUAUUCAUAAUGAAUCAUGGGUGUUGUUGUCCCCCAAAGCAAAGGAGCAGUAUGCAGUGGUUGGGCACUCGGCGCACAUUGUCACGUUGAAAAAUGGCCGAGUGGUCAUGCUGGUUAUCUUUGGUCACUGCCCUCUCUAUGGAUAUAUAAGCAGUGUGCAGGAAUAUGACUUGGAUAAGAACACGUGGAGUAUAUUACACACCCAGGGUGCCCUUGUCCAAGGCGGCUACGGCCAUAGCAGUGUCUAUGAUGAUAGGACCAAGGCCCUGUAUAUUCACGGAGGCUACAAGGCUUUCAGUGCCAAUAAGUACCGGCUUGCAGAUGACCUCUACAGAUACGAUGUGGACACCCAGAUGUGGACCAUUCUUAAGGACAGCCGAUUUUUCCGUUACUUGCACACAGCUGUGAUAGUGAGUGGAACCAUGCUGGUGUUUGGAGGAAACACACACAAUGACACAUCCAUGAGCCAUGGGGCCAAAUGCUUCUCUUCAGAUUUCAUGGCUUAUGACAUUGAUUGUGACCGAUGGUCAGUGCUUCCCAGACCUGAUCUCCACCAUGAUGUCAACAGAUUUGGCCACUCGGCAGUCUUAUACAACAGAACCAUGUAUGUAUUUGGUGGUUUUAAUAGUCUCCUCCUCAGUGACAUCCUAGUAUUCACAUCGGAACAGUGUGAAGCACACCAGAGUGAAGCUGCUUGUCUUGCAGCAGGACCUGGUGUCCGGUGUGUGUGGGACACAGGGUCAUCUCAGUGUGUCUCCUGGGAGCUGGCACCUGAAGCACAAGAAAAGAUAAAGUCAGAAUGUUUUUCAAAAAGAGUUUUUGACCAUGACAGGUGUGACCAGCUCACAGAUUGUUACAGCUGCACAGCCAACACCAAUGGCUGCCAGUGGUGCAAUGACCAUUGUGUCCCUAUGAACCACAGCUGCACAGAAGGCCAGAUCUCCAUUUUCAAGUAUGAUCAGUGCCCCAAGGAUAACCCGAUGUAUUAUUGUAACAAGAAGACCAGCUGUAGGAGCUGUGCCCUGGACCAGAACUGCCAGUGGGAGCCCCGGAAUCAGGAGUGCAUCGCCCUGCCCGAAAAUAUCUGUGGCAUUGGCUGGCAUUUGGUUGGAAACUCAUGUUUGAAAAUUACUACUGCCAAGGAGACUUAUGACAAUGCAAAAUUGUCCUGCAGGAACCACAAUGCCUUUUUGGCUUCUCUUACAACUCAGAAGAAGGUAGAAUUUGUCCUUAAGCAGCUGCGAAUCAUGCAGUCAUCACAGAGCAUGUCCAAGCUCACCUUAACCCCAUGGGUUGGCCUUCGGAAGAUCAAUGUGUCCUAUUGGUGCUGGGAAGAUAUGUCCCCGUUCACAAAUAGUUCACUACAGUGGAUGCCGUCUGAGCCCAGUGACGCUGGAUUCUGUGGGAUCUUGUCAGAACCCAGUACUCGAGGCUUAAAGGCUGCAACCUGCAUCAAUCCACUCAAUGGUAGUGUCUGUGAAAGGCCUGCUAACCACAGUGCCAAGCAGUGUCGGACCCCUUGUGCCUUGCGGACAGCCUGUGGGGAGUGUACCAGUGGCAGCUCGGAGUGCAUGUGGUGCAGCAACAUGAAGCAGUGUGUGGACUCCAAUGCCUACGUGGCCUCCUUCCCUUUUGGCCAGUGUAUGGAGUGGUAUACCAUGAGCAGCUGCCCCCCUGAAAAUUGUUCAGGCUACUGUACCUGUAGUCACUGCUUGGAGCAACCAGGCUGUGGCUGGUGCACUGAUCCUAGCAAUACAGGCAAAGGGAAAUGCAUAGAGGGCUCCUAUAAAGGACCAGUGAAGAUGCCUUCUCAGGGCCCUACAGGAAAUUCCUACCCACAGCCUCUUCUCAAUUCCAGCAUGUGUCUGGAGGACAGCAGAUAUAACUGGUCUUUCAUUCAUUGUCCAGCUUGCCAGUGCAAUGGCCACAGCAAAUGCAUUAAUCAGAGUAUCUGCGAGAAGUGUGAGAACCUGACCACGGGCAAGCACUGUGAGACCUGCAUAUCUGGCUUCUAUGGUGAUCCAACCAACGGUGGAAAAUGUCAACCAUGCAGGUGCAAUGGGCAUGCGUCACUAUGCAAUACCAACACCGGCAAGUGCUUCUGCACCACCAAGGGCGUCAAGGGGGAUGAAUGUCAGCUGUGUGAGGUAGAAAAUCGAUACCAAGGAAACCCUCUCAAAGGAACGUGUUAUUAUACUCUUCUUAUUGACUAUCAGUUCACCUUUAGCCUAUCCCAGGAAGAUGACCGCUAUUACACAGCCAUCAAUUUUGUGGCGACACCUGAUGAACAAAACAGGGAUUUGGACAUGUUCAUCAAUGCCUCCAAAAACUUCAACCUCAACAUCACCUGGGCUGCCAGCUUCUCAGCUGGAACCCAAGCUGGAGAAGAGAUGCCUGUUGUUUCAAAAACCAACAUUAAGGAGUACAAAGAUAGUUUCUCUAAUGAGAAGUUUGAUUUUCGCAACCACCCAAAUAUCACUUUCUUUGUUUAUGUCAGUAAUUUCACCUGGCCCAUCAAAAUUCAGAUUGCAUUCUCCCAGCACAGCAAUUUUAUGGACCUAGUACAGUUCUUCGUGACCUUCUUCAGUUGUUUCCUCUCUUUGCUCCUGGUGGCUGCUGUGGUUUGGAAGAUCAAACAAAGUUGUUGGGCUUCCAGACGUAGAGAGCAACUUCUUCGAGAGAUGCAGCAGAUGGCCAGUCGUCCCUUUGCUUCUGUAAAUGUCGCCUUGGAAACAGAUGAAGAGCCUCCUGAUCUUAUUGGGGGGAGUAUAAAGACUGUUCCCAAGCCCAUUGCCCUGGAGCCGUGUUUUGGCAACAAAGCUGCUGUCCUCUCUGUGUUUGUGAGGCUCCCUCGAGGCCUCGGUGGAAUACCUCCUCCUGGGCAGUCCGGGCUCGCAGUGGCCAGUGCCCUGGUGGACAUUUCUCAGCAGAUGCCAGUCGUCUACAAAGAGAAGUCAGGAGCAGUGAGAAACCGAAAACAGCAGCCCCCCGCGCAGCCUGGGACCUGCAUUUGAUGCUGGGGCCAGGACUCCCUGUGAGCAAGGAGUGGCAUGCCAGAGCCGUCUGCCAGGAGGGAGCAGGCAGGGAGAAGACGCUGUGCGGGGCAGAAGACUGGAAACCCUCGAAUCAUCCACCUCCUCUGCAUGUUCACAAGCUUUCUUUGACAGUUUCUCCCAUCUGUACUCCAGCAUCUAACCUUUUCCUUUCGUAUAGGAAAUAACUGAUUUCGUUACAGGUCCGGGGUGAUCCAGUUGUUGCUGGAGGAGGCCGGUGUAGAGCGAGUGAGAGAGCUAGGAAUGACACUCAGGUUCACUUGUGGAAAACUGUCCUUGGGACUGUCUCAACUGUGCAAAAAACAAAGAUGUAGUGUUUACAAGUAGACAUUUAUCAUCAGUCAUUCUUGAAUGUGGUCUUUUAAAAACUAGUCAGAUGAAUUAACUUUUCAUCUGAAGCCUGCUAUCUUUUUUAAAAGAUGUGCUAUUUAUUCUUGCACGAUUUAGGCAAAUAUCUCUCUUCCAGGGAGUAACUUUUUUUCUAGUUGAGAAUUAAUAAUGGUCCAUCUCUUUUGAAUCAUAAGAUAGAAGGGGGCUAUUUUAAAUGUCAAGGUCAGCAGUGUUACUUGGAAUGUAAACUGAUGUAAUAUGUAGUUUUCUGUAGCAACGUGAUUAAUUUAGUCUUAAUCCAUUUGAGGUUCUCUCUCUCUCUCUCCUUCCCUAUCCUUCUCUUUUCUCUUUACCUCUCUCUGUCUCAGCCACUUGUGCUCUCUCUCUCUCUCUCACACACACACACACUAAGUGCCUAGACUUUAAAUAGAUCUAGCAAUUGGAAAGUUAGUAAACAUAAGUUUUUACAUAAUUGCAUUCCUACAUUCUUAUAAAACUUUAAACAGCUAUCAUUGGCAAUCUGCUCUUUUCUAAAAUCUAAUUUGCAGCCAGGAAAGUUUUCUCACCCCAAGAAACAUUUAAUGUAGCAGGGAUUGAGAGGAAAGCAGAAAGGACCUAACUGUGAAUGCUCCUGUUUUUCAAAAAGGACACUAAGGCAUAUUCCCCUGUGCCUCCCUUCCCCAGACUGGGCCUGAUGUUUGCUUCAGCCCCUCUGGCCACUCCUGCCCAGGCACCACAGAGGGAGGGCCCUGCUCAUGUUACAUGUCUUUCUUGAGCUGAAAAGAGCAUGACUGCACUUGGGACCCCUUGAUCAAAGAACAGCAGUUUGUUUCUGUAGCCUGUUUAAGGUGGUGGGUCAUUCUUCAUUCUCAGGCUGCAGGUGGAGUGCCUAGAGAAGGUUGGUCUCCUGUUGUCAGGCAGAACCUGCCCAAAGCCUGGAGAGCGGCCUGGAGCUGUUUGUCCUCUUUCCCCCAGGAGGGACCCAGGCCUCCUGUGCGCCCUCCUAGAUUCGAGGGCUGGCCGUGGGGAGGGCAGUGAGUGCUGAUAAGGAUGAAAAGCAUGAGAAAAAUGGAAAAGGAGAGAAAACCAUGCCAAAUGAAGUGACCAAAUUGAAGUCGUGACCAAAUUGAAGUGGGGUAGGGCAGUCCCUGCUCGUCUCCCCAGGCCACUGCCUGGAUGUCGUGUUGUCCUGUCCGUGGUGCUCUGUAUUCUGGCAUUAUGCAGCAGCCUCCCAGGACCUCUCUUCUGCUUCAAAACCCAGGAGUUCUCUAGCAUUACCCUGGGGGCGAGGGGCAGGGGGCAGUGUGCAGAGGCUCAGGAAAGGUAGACCUUUAGACAACAAUGCUCAAGUUUGUGAAUUUGGAGAAAUUAAUACUCAAAAGAGCAAAACUGUGGCAUUUCACCUUUAUAUGGAGUACCUAGAGAGAGGGAGUAUUAUUUCUUCCCCAACACUAACCCCUCCCAUGAAGAAUUGCCUGGAAAGAUGUUUUCAAGGAUGUCGAACCAUAAAACACUGUCUGAUGCACAAAACACCUCUACUUUGAGACUUGCCUCUCAAAAUGCUACUUUAUCACAUCAUUGUUAAAGAGCAGAUGGUUCUAGAGAAGAUCCCUCCUCUUAGAAGCUCCCUACAUCUCUGCUCCAGAUCACGGUACCCCAGAGAGCCUGUCAUGGACUGGCCCUUCACCCUGUAAUUACCACAAGGCCAUUGGAGAGGACCCUCCCACAAAGGAAGUCCUUUGUUUGUUCAAAGGACUAGUGUUUGCUUGGCAAAGAAGCCUCCUCCCCAUGGUAGUUCCAUGCCUUGAAAUAAUAAGCACCGUGUCCCAUAGCCACCUGGUUUUCUUUUUUUCUAAAAGAUAAUGUUUAUUUUUUAAAAGGAAAGAAGGAGCAAGUGAAGUUUAAUUCUGCUCCAACAGUAGAGAAACAACUGAAUCCAGCUGCUUCUCCUUUGCAGCCAGUAGCAAACAGCUUUCUGCAGGCUUGGGCCAGAAGAAGGGGGUGGCAGGAGAAAGAGGCACUCAGCUUAGAGCCAGUUACUGAGAGGAAGUCAUCUGGAACUUCAGAGCCUGUAUGUAAAUUAAAAUAGUUAUGAAAACAUAGAUAUUGCACUUGUACAUAACUAUACAAUAGUGUCCAAAUGUUUGGACAUUCAGAGUGUACAUAAAACAAAAAUAUCGUAAUGUAUUUUUAUUAAACAUAACGGUGUCCAAGUUUGACCUAAUGUGUUUUGUGCCAUAUAAUGGCUAUCCAGGCUCAGAGAAGUCCUCUCGUACAGUGAUAAUAAAGCCGAGAAAGGCAUCCCCAUUGUGCCCAUGUGUUCAAAUGCAUCUGGGACCAGCUGGAUAACUUUUAAAGCAGGACUCAUCUGUCAGUGCACAUAUGAAAAUGUGGGCAGUGUGUGAAGAGGCUCACUGGCAGCUGGAAUGUCUCUGUCACUGUUAUCAGCUCUGCGAGUGCAUUGUAAAUCUUCUGUCAGCCUCUUGGUGCUGUGGGUAGCCGGGAAAAGACCAGUCUCGUCCUGAGAAAUGUUUCUCUUAGACUUAAGAUACAAAGACUAUACCGUAGAUCUAGUCAGAUUUUCCAUAAGGGGGUUUUUCAGGCUGCGUUUUGUUGUGAUUUUGUGUAAAUUUUUGAUGACCAUUUCCUAGGACCAUAGUUAACUAUACUGCAAACUGGGGGUGGGAGUGGGCAGCUGCUUUGUUGAUAAUUAGCUCCUCCUGUUUCCCCGUGGAAAACCUCACCCUUGCCUCCUGCCCGCCUCCUGCCCCUUUCCCAUACUGUUUGGGGAGAAGUCUUUGUUUCCUGUGAGGAUCACCUCUAAAUGUGGGAGGAGGUGUGGAGAGAAAGCAACCAUAUGCUGCCUGAGCUAACCUGGAAGAAAAGCAGCCCUGGACAGAGACUGUCAGCAUAGGGAAAAUACUGGAAUAUCAGUGGGUAAGGCCUGAGGUAAAAAGAUCGGAGAUGCACCAGGAAAUCUGGGGCAAAUGGAAAGACCAGAGCGGUAUUUUAGAAAAAGACACUACCUUUCAGUGCAAAUCUUGCUCCUUCAACUUAGUAGAGUGUAUUUAGAGAGGGGGUGGGAAUGAUUCAACAAAUAUUCACUAAGUACUUCACUGGCAACCUAAGCUAACACUAGGGCAGUGACAGAUGGAAAAGCAGCUCUUGAGAAUUACAGCAGAAUCCAGCUCCUCAAACCUGUCAUCCCGGGAGACCUUUCCUUGCAGUGGUUUCUGUGAGAAUUGGCCACCUGAGGACAGACCCAGGAAGGCAGAGGGUCUAGCCUUGGACCGUGCACCGGCUCUCAGCCUGAAAUGUUUACUCAGUUUACCAAAUGGCUCAAACUAUAAAAAUCACCAUGAUGGUUUGUAGAUAGCCAAGCCCACCAAGAGAUGUUUCCCCUGAGUUGUCCAAAUUCGUGAACACCCUUCACCUGCAGGGAGAUGAUUUUAUUGGAGAGGAGAGGAAAACUGGCGCCUUCUCUUUUAAAGGCAAUAAUGGAAUUGACUUUCAAUAACUGAAUUUGUGCACAAAACAUUCUAAACACUAGUGAAGCCUGUUCUGUUGAACUAAUUCUGGCUCUGGAAAUGUUUUAUAGUUAUUUACAGUUUUGUUUUGUUUGGGGAGUUUUUGGUUUGGAUUCAAGCUUAGUUUGUUAAUAUGUAUAAUUUAGCAUAUAUUGCACUCAUGUAAAUAUGGAGUAAGUAUUGUAAACUAUUUCAUUGCUGGGGAUUGUGGGUGUUAUACAUACAUUUAGGACUGCAAUUUUUUGGUAUUUUUUGUAUUGUAAAAUAACAGCUAAUUUAAGCAGGAACAAGAGAACUAAGGGAGGUCUGUGCAUUUUAAAAAUAAAUGUGAAGAACUUGUAUAUAAACAGAAGUAAAUACUAUAAUACAAACUUCCUUCUGAAAUAAAAGUAGAUCUGAUAAAAAUG